CCUAGAAAGGGGCGGCUACCCUCCUCCGCUUCCCUCGACUUCAUUUCGUCAACUUCGCUAUUUUUAACGAGCCCCGUCCUCGUUUUCUCUCUCUUUUCCGUUAGAAUUCGCCAUUCUCGGAGCUCAACAGCGAAACUUCGUUUGAAUUUUGGGAAAAAGGGAAAAGCGAAAGAAGAAUCGAAGAUACAAGGAGAUUCCAACGCAGUUGCAGCCAAUUCCUAUAUGGAGGUCGAAGGCAUUCCAAAUGGCUACUUCACCGAAGCGAUCGAAGAACCCCACAUUGAACAGGAACCUAAAAAAAAAGGCGAAACUCCUCCACCACAACCAUCAGUGUCAUCAGCCAGCUUCGACUGCAACAUCUGCCUAGACUUCGCAGUGGAUCCCGUCGUCACUCUCUGCGGCCACCUCUACUGCUGGCCCUGCAUCUACAAAUGGCUCGAAAUGGACAACACCACCGACUCGACCCAGCACUGCCCCGUCUGCAAAGCCUCCCUCUCCCAAGACUCCCUCGUCCCCCUAUACGGCCGAGGCCACAGCACCAAAAACUCCUCCCACCAAACCUUUACCAACAUUCCUCAACGCCCCAACUCCUCAGUCCAUCACCAAAGAUCACAGUCCGAGAUCUCCGACGAGGAAGAAAACCCUAACCCUAACCACAGGCAUCGGCAUCAUCAUCAUUAUCAUGUUCAUCAGCACGAGCAUCAUCAUCAUUAUCCUUCAUUGACGAACAGAGUGAUUCAUUCCACGGCUGGGGGAGUGCUGGGCGGGAUGGCGAUAGCGGUGCUGCCUUGGGUUUUUAGGAACCACCAGGAGUCGGCGGCAAGCAUGCAGUUUGCGAAUUCGAGUAGUCCUUAUUAUGUUGGGGGGAGUGGAGGGAGUUUGAGGCGGAGGAGGCAGGAGAUGGAGGUUGAGACCUCGCUUCAUCAGAUUUGGGUGUUUUUGUUCUGCUGUGCUAUGCUUUGUUUGCUGCUGUUUUGAUUGGCGUGAUUGCUAGGUUGAGGGGUGGGAGUAUGUGUAAAUAAAGGUUCACGGAAUCGCUUUUCUUCAACAAUAAGCCACUCUUGAUGCUUGAUAGAUAAUGGUAAAGGACUUGGCUUAAAAGUUAAAAAAUGGGAACAAAGAUCAGACAUUUGGAGCAUUGAAAGUUCUUUCAAGUGUGUAAUAUCAUUACGUUGUUGCGUCAUUUUGCUGCUACAUCUUUUGACAAUGUCAUUGAAUUCUUAUAAUUUUUGGAUUUGUUCCGUGA
This is a messenger RNA of Asparagus officinalis (garden asparagus), 1246 nucleotides long. RefSeq names its product E3 ubiquitin-protein ligase RMA3-like. The coding region runs from base 223 to 978 and encodes 251 amino acids. Gene Ontology annotation, molecular function: ubiquitin-like protein conjugating enzyme binding; metal ion binding; ubiquitin protein ligase activity. The transcript has 2 exons. Gene Ontology annotation, cellular component: endoplasmic reticulum. The record is from RefSeq and is a predicted model, not a curated record. Lineage: Eukaryota; Viridiplantae; Streptophyta; Magnoliopsida; Asparagales; Asparagaceae. Gene Ontology annotation, biological process: ubiquitin-dependent protein catabolic process.